CUACGACACGUAAAACACUAAAGAAGAAUGGUGUUCAUGGGAGGAAGCCACUGCUGUCCAAAAAAAAGAUUUUUUUUUUAAGUUUGCAAAAGAGCUCCUGGAAGUUCUACAGCGCUACUGGAAAAAUAUUCUGUGGACAGAUAAAACUAAAAUUAAGUUGUUUGGAAGGAACCCACAACACUAUGUGUGGAGAAAAAAAAGGCACAGCACACCAAAUUCUUCCCAGCGAUUAUCAAGACAUUUUGCAGGAUAAUGUAAGGCUAUCUGUCUGCCAAUUGAAGCUCAACAGAAGUCGGGUGAUGCAACAGGACAACGACCCAAAACGCAGAAGUAAAUCAACAACAGAAUGGCUUCAACAGAAGAAAAUACACCUUCUGGAGUGGCCCAGUCAGAGUCCUGACCUCAACCCGAUUGAGAUGCUGUGGGAUGACCUCAAGAGAGCGGUUCACACCAGACAUCCCAACAACAUUUCUGAACUGAAACAGUUUUGUAAAGAGGAAUGGUCCAAAAUUCCUCCUGACCGUUGUGCAGGUCUGAUCCACAACUACAGAAAACGUUUGGUUGAUGUUAUUGCUGCCAAAGGAGGUUCAACCAGUAAUUAUAUCCAAGGGUUCACAUACUUUUCUCACCCUGCACUGUGAAUGUUUACACGGUGUGUUCAACAGAGACGUGAAAACGUAUCAUUUUUGAGUGUGUUAUUAGUUUAAUAAGUAGACUAUGUUUGUCUAUUGACUUCUGCAUCAAUCCAGGUCAUUCCAAAAAGGGUUCACAUCCGUUUUCUUUCCACUCUAUGUGUUUUAUUAAGACACGUUGCUUAAUAAAGAACAUUUCAAACAAACAAAACAUAAAAUUACGACUCAUAUUCAGAUGAGUGUUUGUCCUGGCCCCUUGUUAAUAAAUCUUUCACAGACACACAAACAAGACAUUGGAUCAAUAAGUGAUUGACAACAUUCCAUCACGUCCUCUCCGGUCUCCAGGCGCUAUUAUGACGUCACAAUGAGCGUGUUCUGUCUCUCUUGUGACAUCAUCACAUCCCCGACGGUCCCCCGGCAUUCUACUGGUCACGGUGUUCUUCUGUAGGCGAACUUUCACCGGACAGAGAGACCUGGCUAGCAGAGGGUUUCACUCUCUACUUACCACGGGCCCACUACAGCCUCUGUCUGUAUGUCUGCAACACUCUAAAUCGAUCAAUGUGAUGAUCUAGUGAUUAAGAUUGGGGAUUUUGACCAGUUGAUUAGCUACCAUGGCACGUAGAUCAGUACGCUCCCUCACCACAGGGAAGGAUCUAGACACCCACAUCAGCCCUCUGGCCAAUGAGGGAGGGGCGAACGAGGGCCUCAGCAGACUGAGGGAUGAGAGAGCAGAGAGGAGGCGGAGGAAAAGGAGGAGCUCUGAGAAGAGUACAGGAGGAAGAGGAGAGAGGAAGAGAAGGGGGAGGAGCUCUGAGAGGAGUACAGGAGGAAGAGGAGAGAGGAAGAGGAGGGGGAGGAGUGAGAAGGACGAGGAAGAGGGGAAUCUGUCCUUAGAGAAUAUAUUUGGCUCCUCCUCCAUGUCCAGCACCACGCUGGUCAACACGUUACAGCCCCCACAAUGCAACAGUAGAGAACCAAGUCCUGAUCCAGUGGCAGAGAGGUUUGUACAGCUGGGUUGCCUGGGAGACGGAGGCUAUGGGACGGUCUACGCUGGUUACCGCAGAGACGACAACCUACCGGUGGCUAUAAAACGUGUUCCCUUGGCCAAAGUGUUACGUGUACCUGUGACUCAGAAUGGACAGCAGGCGGAGUUUCCCUUGGAGGUGGUCUUACUGCGGAUCGUGGGAGGUCGGGGUGAGGCUAGGGGGGAGGGUAAGGGUGAGGUUGUCCCUCCCCCCCGUGCUGCGGUGGCCCUGCUGGACUGGUUUGAGCUGGAUCAGGAGUUGGUGCUGGUUCUGGAGAGACCGGUUCCCUGCAUGGACCUCUAUGCCUACAUCCAGAUGAGAGGAGGAACGUUGCAGGAGGAACACGCCAGGGUCAUUCUGAGGCAGCUCGUUGAAGCGAUGAGAGAGGUCCAUUCCAGAGGUGUUCUCCAUCGUGACAUCAAACCGGAGAACGUUCUAGUAGAGACCGGUUCCACCUCGCCUCGGAUCAGGGUUCUAGACUUCGGCUGCGGUUGUAUUCUCAGAGACGGGCCGUACACAGAGUGUUACGGUACGUCCCAGUACACCCCUCCAGAGUGGUUUCUGAGGGAGUCGUACCGAGCUGGUCCCUCCACCGUGUGGCAGCUGGGGGUGGUGCUCUACGACAUGCUGUGUGGGGACCAGCCCUUCAACACAAGGAGAGAGAUACUCUAUGAGGAGCCUUACAUCAAGGACCAACUGUCCAGACACUGUGUGGAUCUGUUGAGGAAGUGUCUGGCGAAGCGACCCCGAGGACGGCCCACUCUGGAGGAGAUGCUACUCCACCCCUGGCUCCAGCCGGACACGCCCCCUGGCUCCAGUGAACCGGACACUCCCCCUGGACAGACCUGCAGCUUGUCACCUGAACACAACACAACCCAACCCGACAUAAACAAUCGAUUUUUAAAACACUUUUUUUAAACCGU
Molecule: messenger RNA, 2580 nt
Organism: Salvelinus fontinalis (brook trout)
Lineage: Eukaryota; Metazoa; Chordata; Actinopteri; Salmoniformes; Salmonidae
Product: serine/threonine-protein kinase pim-2-like
Exons: 7
Coding region: 1244-2575 (443 amino acids)
Biological process (GO): protein autophosphorylation; negative regulation of apoptotic process; regulation of mitotic cell cycle
Cellular component (GO): cytoplasm
Molecular function (GO): ATP binding; protein serine/threonine kinase activity
Source: RefSeq, a predicted model, not a curated record